AUGGCUCAACCUCUGAGUCGUGUCAAGCGAGAGCAACUUCGCAAACGCCGUAAUAAUCUACUGCGUCGGCACAAUGAAUUUUGGCUGCUGUAUGGGAUCAAAACAUGGCUCAUCAUGGAACAGCCAGAUGGGCAGAUCUUCACCUACCAUUCGCAUCCUCACGUUCCUCCACCAUCACGAGAAAUGAUCCAAAAACGCACCGCUGUGAACAAAACACCUCGUGAUUAUGCGGUUUCCGCCCAGCCUGCCGAGACAAGGCUGCCCGUGAUCUCUUCUCCGGCUCAUUCAAGUGAUGCUUGGAAAGCGUUGGAGGAGCAUCUCCAGAACAACCGACUUGGAACACGCAUCCUAAACAUCAUCUCCUUCCAGCUGCAAGUAGAUAGUCCUUUUGCGCUCAGAAGUGACGUCGCAAAGAUUAACUGGGGUCCAUCAAAUGCCGCCGAUGGUGUCGAUGAGCUCUUCCGUGGCUCGCACUCGGAUCAAAAUGGACUAAAUUCACAUCAGAAAUGUAUGGAAUGUGAGUAUAGAGGUGAUGAGUACCUAAGCGAUGACCAUAUUCUUCUCCGUCUCGGUCGCUAUCGUGAGCCAGAAGGGAGGGAGUGA
Molecule: messenger RNA, 603 nt
Organism: Penicillium odoratum
Lineage: Eukaryota; Fungi; Ascomycota; Eurotiomycetes; Eurotiales; Aspergillaceae
Exons: 3
Coding region: 1-603 (200 amino acids)
Molecular function (GO): DNA binding; protein dimerization activity
Source: RefSeq, a predicted model, not a curated record